Molecule: messenger RNA, 963 nt
Organism: Echinops telfairi (small Madagascar hedgehog)
Lineage: Eukaryota; Metazoa; Chordata; Mammalia; Afrosoricida; Tenrecidae
Product: olfactory receptor 13C8-like
Exons: 1
Coding region: 1-963 (320 amino acids)
Biological process (GO): G protein-coupled receptor signaling pathway
Cellular component (GO): membrane
Molecular function (GO): G protein-coupled receptor activity; olfactory receptor activity
Source: RefSeq, a predicted model, not a curated record
AUGGGAAGGGCCAAUGAUUCCAUGUUGACAGAAUUCGUCCUGGUGGGGCUUUCUGCCCACCCCAAACUCCAGACCAUGUUCUUUGUGCUAGUUUUAUGGAUGUACCUGAUGAUCCUGCUGGGAAAUGGAGUCCUCAUCUCAGUAAUCAUCUAUGAGUCUCACCUGCACACCCCCAUGUAUUUCUUCCUCUGCAAUCUUUCCUUCCUGGACAUUUGCUACACAAGCUCCUCUGUCCCACUAAUUCUCGACAGCUUCCUCACAGUACGGAAAACCAUUUCCUUCUCGGGAUGCGUGGUGCAAAUGUUCCUCUCCUUCGCCAUGGGAGCCACCGAGUGUGUGCUCCUAGGCAUGAUGGCACUGGACCGCUAUGUGGCCAUCUGCUACCCGCUUCGAUAUCCUGUGAUCAUGAGCAAGAGUACCUAUGUGCCCAUGGCAGCUGGGUCCUGGAUCAUUGGACUUACUGAUUCCCUUGUGCAGACAUCUCUUGCAAUGCAGUUACCAUUCUGCACUAAUAAUGUUAUUAGCCAUUUUGUCUGUGAAAUUCUGGCUAUCCUGAAACUAGCCUGUGCUGAUAUUUCAAUCAAUGUGAUUAGUAUGGCUGUGUCUAAUCUGAUUGUUCUCAUCAUUCCCUUGCUAGUAAUUUCUGUGUCUUAUGUUUUUAUUGUCGCCACCAUUUUGAGGAUUCCUUCUACGGAAGGGAAACGGAAGGCCUUCUCCACCUGUUCCGCCCAUCUCACGGUGGUGAUCGUAUUCUACGGAACCAUCUUCUGCAUGUACGCAAAACCCAAGUCCAAAAACUCUGUGGGUUCCGAUCAUCAGGACAUCACUGACGCCCUCAUCUCCCUCUUCUAUGGAGUGAUGACUCCUAUGCUCAAUCCCAUCAUCUACAGCCUGAGAAACAAGGAUGUCAAGGCUGCUGUGAAGAACAUGCUGGGUAGAAAGCACUUCGCUGAUGGCAUGUAA